Molecule: messenger RNA, 701 nt
Organism: Cryphonectria parasitica EP155
Lineage: Eukaryota; Fungi; Ascomycota; Sordariomycetes; Diaporthales; Cryphonectriaceae
Exons: 1
Coding region: 212-550 (112 amino acids)
Source: RefSeq, a predicted model, not a curated record
AUAUCGUGGGGUCUCAGACUGGGUCAGGGAGGGCCUGGUCAUCGGAUCGACGAACUCGAAGGCACGGUUGAAGGGAUCGAUCAUCACACACCGAGGAAGGUCUUAUGAUGGCUAUAGAGAGAGAAGAGGAAUCUGUCCACAUGGAUGGUUCUCAUACCAGCUGUCUCGACUGGCAACCUUCUGAGGUUGAUUGCCCGACACAAGCUCGACCAUGAUAUUAUCACCCAGCAAACUUGCUCAUGCCCAUACGCUGAAGGGAAAAGAUCUCGGUCACCAUGAGAUUCCGCAUCACGACUCGCACAAGAAGCUUGCCAUGAUGGCCUUUCCCUUGAAUUGCUCAUCAUUGGGGGAUGGAGUGGUGUUUUCCAUAAGGAUUCGCAUAGGCAUGCCGAAGUCGACCGAAUGGGUUUUCGAUCUACCACGAUCCACGUUGCAGAUAUCCCUAGUGGACUUCAAGCGCGGUCAGAAAGAUUUGCCCAUGUUUCUCAUAUCAACGAAACCCAGGAGAAGAGUUAUUCCCAGGGUCAGCUGCCUGUGGCGAGCCGGAUGAGCAGCCCUGUUCACCCCGCACCCCGCGCUCACAACUCACUCGGCACUUUGGGCUGUCUUUGGAACGACAGAAGAAAAACAAUUGCUUCUGGUGAGAUACAUAGCAUAGGGCUACAGCCAGCUUUUAAGAAUUUCUGAACCAUUCCUAUCCU